Molecule: messenger RNA, 1075 nt
Organism: Solanum pennellii
Lineage: Eukaryota; Viridiplantae; Streptophyta; Magnoliopsida; Solanales; Solanaceae
Exons: 2
Coding region: 322-933 (203 amino acids)
Source: RefSeq, a predicted model, not a curated record
ACUAAAUUCAGGAUAAUGAAUACCUUGUUUGGUUGAAUAAAAGAGAAGAGUUAUGAAUAUAUAUAUAUACUUGAUACUUGUUUGGUACUAGUUUAGCAAUUAAAACUUAUUUGCAAAAGAAUUGGUACGUGUGUAGUGGUGAAUGGUUAUUAUUAACGGCAGAAGCUGAAGUGGGAUUGAGGUAGCUGUUGACUCUCUCUCACACUCUAUUAUAAACCAUUUGUUUUGUAGUGAAAAAUAUAUGAUGACUCACCACAGCCACAGCCACAAAUCAACACGUCUCUCUUUGAAUGAAAGAAGAAGAAGAAGAAACUGGAAAUUAUGGAAAGGGAAAGAGAAAGGGUGAAGAAAGUGGAACUCAUACAGAAAUCAAUCAACCAAUUAAUCAAACAUGAACAACUUCAAUCAAAAACAUGUCAUCUUCUUGAUGACAGUUUCGUUGCCGUUGAUAAUGAUGAUGAUGAUGAUGAAACCGACCACCGCCACCAACUCCUCUCACAACUUGUAACUCAGCUGGAUUCACUAAAAGAAGAAUCUCAAUUGAAUGAAUCAACCAACUUACAAGAAGCACCAGUUGAAAUUCAAUCUGAAGAAAAAGAUAAGGUAGUAAAAGAGUUGAGGAAGAUACAGAAGCAGAAUUUUAUCACACAAUGUCUUUUAUCAGCCAUGAUUGUCCUCACCUUGACAUGGCAACUAUCUGAGGUUUCUAUCAUUUUGAAAAUGAAAGAUGGAUUAAAUCAUCCCUUUAGAUCCAUUACUGGUAUGCUUACGGGCUGGAUUAAACGCCCUCCACCUCUAUUAAAUGGUCCAGACGACCAUCUAAACAACUCUGCAAAACAUCAAGUUGAAGCUAUGUCUCUCCCAAAGCUAAAAGUUCCAGAGCUUCCACAUAUGGAGUUGCCGUCUUUCGACUUCAUCAAUGAACAAGACUAGCAUUUCCCAUUCAGUCAGCUCUUACACAAGUAUUUCAAAACACCAACAACUCAUGCUGUAAUAUUGUAAACCCUAUGAAUAAAUUAGGUAUUAUUAGGAUUGGUUUGGUUGAAGCAUGGAUUCAUGGUGCAGUGUACCAGUA